Messenger RNA from Diatraea saccharalis (sugarcane borer), 1464 nucleotides. NCBI's taxonomy places the organism in Eukaryota, Metazoa, Arthropoda, Insecta, Lepidoptera, Crambidae. The record is from the annotation of a GenBank genome assembly.
CAGCUAUCAUGUAUUCUGAAUGUUGCGAGCAAGACGCGAACUCAUCACUUACAAACGUAGACAAAUAAAAAUAAAAAAAUAACACAGUUAAAUCGGAAUCUACCUAACUAUUUAAAUUAAGAAAAUUGAAAUUGUAACUGAAUUUAACUGUCAAAGUAUCGUAUUAAAUUUCACGAAGACACGAAAUAUUCAUAAAUCCUUAUCUCAGAAGUGCAUAGUAUUGAUAAGUAAUUAAUUUUUAAAUUUAGAAUCAUGUCUAAUUUAGCCCUAUUAAGAUUAAUUCUAUUGUUGAGUGCAAUAACAACCUGUUGCUGCGCUGUGUUCUCGAGAAAGGAUAUGGAUGCGACAGUGCCGCAAAUAAUAGCAUCCAAUGGCUACCCGAUUGAGAAGCAUCGAGUUAAGACAGAAGACGGCUAUAUACUACAGAUGCAUAGGAUACCAGCCGGGAAGAGAUCGGCCAGGAGAUCUAAUACUUACGGCGGGAAGGGCAAGAGAGCUGUCCUGAUCGUACACGGACUAUUAGGAAGCAGCGGGGAUUUCGUCAUUAUGGGUCCAAGGAAUAGUUUGUCAUACAUAUUAGCAGACGCGGGGUACGAUGUGUGGCUUGGAAAUUUGAGGGGAAACAUGUACACUACACAUCAGAAUCUCACACGAAAUGAUCCUGCAUUUUGGGAUUAUAGUUUCCACGAACACGGAAAGUAUGACGCGCCAGCGAUGAUUGACAAGGUGCUCAACGUGACGGGACUUUCCAAGAUCUUUUACAUCGGCUACUCUAUGGGCACCACUACUUUCUUCACCAUGAUGUCCCAGAAGCCUGAGUAUAAUGACAAGCUGAUCGCUUUUGUGGCACUCGCUCCGGCCGUGUAUAUAGACAACAUGAAAGAAAUAUCAGUGUUCUUCCUCAAGUCCAUGGAUAUCGCCACGACGCUUCGUCAAAGAGGCAUGUUGGCGGUUGGAUUAAAGCAAGACAUCAUGGACUUAGUAGCUGAAAACUUUUGCACAGCCAAAAAUCCAGACCAAGAUGUCUGCAUGCGGUUUAUAUAUGCUAUAGUUGGGGAAGAUUAUGAACAACAUAAUUGGGAUAUGACACCGAUAAUCAUAGCAAGAGCACAACCAGCGUCUUGGAGACAACUGGAACAUUACGGGAAAAUUGCCAUGACAAGUGUAUUCACUGAGUGGGAUGAUGGUAUGGAAGGAGCUGUGAAACCUUAUAAACUGUCAAAUGUCAGAGUACCCGUUUCCAUAUUAUAUGGAGAGAAUGACUUGCUUGUGGAAAAAUCGGGAAUACUCAGAUUAGCAAAGAGCCUCAACGAAACAGGUGUUCUCCAUUCCAUUAAACCAGGCUGUAAUUGGCCUAAAUUUAACCAUCUGGACUUUGUUUUCGCCAAAGAUCUCGGUAAACUAGUGAACAGACCAUUGGUGCGUCAUUUAGAUGAAUUGUACAAUAAAUAUUACCAACAAUGA